Phyllostomus discolor (pale spear-nosed bat) is the source of this 4985-nucleotide messenger RNA. RefSeq names its product diacylglycerol kinase delta (gene DGKD). Gene Ontology annotation, molecular function: protein heterodimerization activity; ATP-dependent diacylglycerol kinase activity; protein homodimerization activity. The transcript has 30 exons. NCBI's taxonomy places the organism in Eukaryota, Metazoa, Chordata, Mammalia, Chiroptera, Phyllostomidae. Gene Ontology annotation, biological process: lipid phosphorylation; diacylglycerol metabolic process; intracellular signal transduction. The coding region runs from base 1012 to 4527 and encodes 1171 amino acids. The record is from RefSeq and is a predicted model, not a curated record.
CGCCCUUCUCUGCCCCCUUGUUGACACCUCCUUUCAGGGCAUUUCUAGAGCUGCCUUCCUCAGGUCUUUGUUCCGGACCUUCCUCUGCAGCAGGUGACUCGGUGGUCUCUCUUGUGGCUGGGCCCAUGUCUGUUUGGGCAGUGGGUGGCUGUGGCACCGAGGGCCACACUUAGGCUCAGGCUGAGCACUCGGGUGUCUUUCACCCCUGGAGUCCAGCUGGGGGAUUUGCUUCCUCUCUGGAGGUUUGCCAGUGCACACAUUCUCGCUUGCUAACUGUUCUUCUCAGUGCCUGCGUGUGUUGCAGAUCUGCUCUUUCUUGUCCCUGGUGGUAGUAAAGGUGCCCUCUUUGACGGGGUUGGCCCCCUUGUUUGUGCAAAGAAUGUGAUAGGUCGAUUCUGAGAGCCUGGCCGCCCAGCGUGCCCUGAGUGAGCUGCGCUUGAGAGCUGGGUGUCUGACUCCGGCUCUCUGCUCGCCGGGCUGUAAGGAGGAGGCUUGCCAGCCAAGCAGCGUUUCCUGUGGGUGCUGGUUACAGGCUGCCUGAUGCAAAACAUAGCACAUUAUUCAGAUGGGUUUUUUUCUUGACCACUUUUAGUUCAUGGCUUUGACUGAGUGUUUAAAAAUAUUCUGCAACAUAUCUAUAGUAUUCAUGAGCAGUGAAUCAGAAGAAAUGCAGUUUCUGAGAAAGCUUCAAAGAAAUGCUGCCUUUAUCUCUUCUCCAGCCUUUUCCGCUGAAACCCACCAGUCUUUUUCUGGGCGUGCGUGUUCUAUAAAUAGAACAGCAGCUCUCCUUGGGUAGCCCACGAUCAGCUGUCAUCCGCUUUAUGAAAGAUGUGUGUGUGUGUGUGUGGUGGAUUGUGUUUUAAUUUUGCUUUUUUUAUGUGUGACAUGUGGAGCAGGAGACGCAAGGGAAAGCGCUCUAGCGUUUAUCCUUUAAGGAUAACUUAGAACUUUUCUGGGUCUGUGCUUGUUGGUUUUGUCUUUUUUUUUUUUUAAUUUGCAUUUGGGGAAGAGAUGGAAGCGGCUCCUUCCCCUGCAGAGACCGUCAUCAAGGAGGGGAUGCUGACCAAACAGAACAGUUCCUUCCAGAGGUCCAAAAGGAGGUACUUCAAGCUGCGAGGGCGAACGCUGUACUAUGCAAAGACCUCGAAGUCGAUCAUAUUCGAUGAGGUGGACCUGACAGAUGCCAGCGUGGCCGAAUCCAGCACCAAAAAUGUCAACAACAGCUUCACGGUCAUCACGCCGUGCAGGAAGCUCAUCCUGUGUGCAGAUAACAGGAAGGAGAUGGAAGACUGGAUUGCAGCCCUGAAGACCGUCCAGAGUCGGGAGCAUUUUGAGCCGACCCAGUACAGCAUGGACCACUUCUCAGGGACGCACAACUGGUACGCCUGCUCCCACGCGAGGCCGACCUACUGCAACGUGUGUCGCGAGGCUCUGUCUGGGGUCACGUCCCACGGACUGUCCUGUGAAGUGUGCAAGUUCAAGGCCCACAAACGGUGUGCUGUGCGCGCAACCAAUAACUGCAAGUGGACCACGCUGGCCUCCAUCGGGACGGACAUCAUCGAGGACGAGGACGGGAUCGCCAUGCCUCACCAGUGGCUGGAAGGAAACCUGCCUGUGAGUGCCAAGUGCACGGUGUGUGACAAGACCUGCGGCAGCGUGCUGCGCCUGCAGGACUGGCGCUGCCUGUGGUGCAAGGCCAUGGUGCACACAGCUUGUAAAGAAUCCUUAGUGACCAAGUGCCCGCUGGGCCUGUGCAAAGUGUCGGUCAUCCCCCCCACGGCUCUCAACAGCAUCGAUUCCGAUGGCUUCUGGAAGGCCACGUGUCCUCCGUCCUGCACCAGCCCCUUAUUGGUCUUCGUCAAUUCGAAAAGUGGGGACAACCAGGGCGUGAAGUUCCUCAGGAGGUUCAAACAGCUGCUGAACCCUGCCCAGGUCUUCGACCUCAUGAACGGGGGACCGCACCUCGGCUUACGCUUGUUCCAGAAGUUCGACACAUUCCGGAUCCUGGUGUGUGGUGGGGAUGGCAGUGUGGGCUGGGUCCUCUCUGAGAUCGACAGCCUGAACCUCCACAAGCAGUGUCAGCUGGGCGUGCUUCCCCUGGGCACAGGGAACGACCUGGCGCGUGUGUUAGGCUGGGGCUCGGCCUGUGACGACGACACUCAGCUCCCUCAGAUCCUGGAGAAGCUGGAGAGAGCCAGCACCAAGAUGCUGGACAGGUGGAGCGUCAUGGCCUACGAGACCAAGCUGCGCCGGCAGGCCUCCUCCUCCGCCACCGGCACGGGCACCGAGGACCUCAGCGAGGGCUCCGAGGUGCAGCAAAUUCUCUUCUAUGAAGACUCUGUUGCGGCCCACCUUUCUAAAAUCCUGACCUCCGACCAGCACUCGGUGGUGAUCUCAUCGGCCAAGGUGCUCUGUGAGACGGUGAAGGACUUCGUGGCUCGAGUGGGGAAGGCCUACGAGAAGACCACCGAGAGCUCAGAGGAGUCGGAGGUCAUGGCCAAGAAGUGCUCUGUCCUGAAAGAGAAGCUGGACUCUCUCCUCAAGACCUUGGAUGACGAGUCCCAGGCCUCGUCCUCUCUGUCCACCCCGCCGCCCACCAUCGCCGAGGAGGUGGAAGACGGGGACGGGCUGGGCAGCAGCUGCAGCUCGACCGUGGACCGCUCAGUGGGGUCGGCGUGCCCGGCGCGGCCGCAGAUAUUCCGGCCGCGGGAGCAGCUCAUGCUGCGGGCCAACAGCCUGAAGAAGGCGAUUCGCCAGAUCAUAGAGCACACCGAGAAAGCUGUCGAUGAGCAGAAUGCCCAGACCCAGGAGCAGGAGAGGAUUGUCUUAGGUCUCCCUGAGACGGAGGAGAAGAAGGACCUGAAGCCGGACGACAGGCUGUGCCACAGAGACAGCUGCGGGGCUGCCAAGCACAGGAGCCUCCGCAAAGUGUCCAAGUCCCCGUGUGAGAAGCUGAUAGGCAAAGGAAGCCUGUUACUGGGCAGUUCUGCCUCCCUCCCCACCCAGCCAGGAAACCGGGAUGGCCUGCCCGCGUUGAACACGAAGAUCCUGUUCCCGAGUGUUCGUGCCGGUUCCUUGCCUGGUGGCUCGGUCAUCAGCCGCUUGUUGAUAAACGCUGACCCCUUCAACUCUGAGCCGGAAAACCUGGAGUGUUACACGGAGAAGUGCGUCAUGAACAACUACUUCGGCAUCGGCCUGGACGCGAAGAUAUCCCUGGACUUCAACAACAAGCGGGACGAGCACCCCGAGAAGUGCAGGAGUCGGACCAAGAACAUGAUGUGGUAUGGGGUUCUCGGGACCAGAGAGCUGCUGCACAGAACCUACAAGAACCUGGAGCAGAAGGUCCUGCUGGAGUGUGACGGGCGGCCCAUCCCGCUCCCCAGUCUGCAGGGCAUUGCUGUCCUCAACAUUCCCAGCUACGCCGGAGGGACCAACUUCUGGGGGGGCACCAAGGAGGAUGACACUUUCGCAGCCCCGUCGUUCGAUGACAAGAUCUUGGAGGUGGUCGCCGUGUUCGGCAGCAUGCAGAUGGCUGUCUCCCGGGUCAUUAACCUGCAGCACCACCGGAUUGCCCAGUGUCGCACGGUGAAGAUCUCCAUCCUGGGGGACGAGGGUGUACCGGUGCAGGUGGACGGAGAGGCCUGGGUCCAGCCUCCAGGAUACAUCCGCAUCAUCCACAAGAACCGGGCACAGAUGCUCACCCGAGACCAGGAAUUUGAGAACACGCUGAAGUCCUGGGAGGACAAGCAGAAGUGCGAGUCGUCCCGCCCGCCAUCCUUCUCCCUGCACCCGGAGAUGCUGUCCGAGGAAGAGGCCACCCAGAUGGACCAGUUCGGGGAGGCGGCGGGGGCCCUCAUCCACAGCAUCCGGGAGAUCGCUCAGUCCCACCAGGACAUGGAGCAGGAGCUCGCCCACGCCGUCAACGCCAGCUCCAAGUCCCUGGACCAAGUGUACAGCAGGCCCAGAGCCGCGGAGGGGCUGACCUGCAGCUUUGUCCUGGAGAUGGUCAGUAACAUGAAGGCCCUGCGCAGUGAGACGGAGUUGCUGCUGGCUGGGAAGAUGGCCCUGCAGUUGGACCCCCCUCAGAAGGAGCGGCUCGGGGCUGCUCUCACCGAGAUGGACCAGCAGCUCAGGAAGCUGUCGGACACCCCCUGGCUGUGCCAGCUCAUGGAGCCCAGUGAUGAAGAGAACGUGACCUCGGAUCUGUCCAAACGCAGCCGCAGCGGGAAGUUCCGCCUGGUGACCAAGUUCAAGAAGGAGAAGAACAGCAGGAGCAGAGAUGCCCACGGCAGCCUGGGAGCGCCGGUGCACCUCUGGGGGACAGAGGAGGUGGCUGCCUGGCUGGAGCACCUCAGUCUCUGUGAGUAUAAGGACAUCUUCACACGGCACGACAUCCGGGGCUCUGAGCUCCUGCACCUGGAGCGGAGGGACCUCAAGGACCUCGGCGUGACCAAGGUGGGCCACGUGAAGAGGAUCCUGUGUGGCAUCAAGGAGCUGAGCCGCGGCCCCCCGGCCUCCGAGGCCUAGCCUCCACCCUCUCCGCCUGCGUCCUCCACGUGUGCCACUGAGGGCGUGAGCGUGCGGCCCGGGGCCUUCUCAUGGUGCUACUUCUCUGCCCCGUGCUCAGGACGCAGCUCCGGGGCCUGGGACUCACCAACACAGCUACCUUCGGACUCGCAGCUCCCCACCCGGCGGCGUGCGGGCGGCCCGGCUGGGCUGGCGCCGCUGUCCCGUGGACUCCCGUCUGUGUGCCCUGCCGUGGUGUGGCGUGUGGCUCCGUGUUCUGGCCGGCUCUCUGAGGGGUUGGGGCCCAGACCGCACCGUCCCUCCCCGGGCAGUUAGGAGCUCCCCGGCCACUCGUGGUUCUUCACAGCAGCCCCACUCGGGCUCCAUGGCUGUGCCACCAGCCCUGCCCGUUUCAGUCUGACAGGGGGGUGGGGGGGGCCCGCUCCUCCUGCGGCCGGUGAAGCAGCAGCCGCGCUCCU